AUGGUCACGAGGGUCUAUGAGGAUCCCUAUGUUUUUGUGUCCCUGAUGAACGUCCUAUUCGCGUUGGGUGUGGUGAUCAACAGCCUUACCCUGUUCGUCAUCUGGGUGGCCUCGCCGCUCGCGAUGAAGCGCUAUAAGGAUGUGCUCCUCGGUUAUCAGCUAAUCUCAACUCUGACUGAAGUGUUUAUCCACCUCGGCUUGCCCGAAAUUUUCCUGCCAGUCUUGGCUGUGAAAGUGCAUGGCCCACUAUUUGCUCCGCUUGAUCCGCGACCGCUAUUUGUGACCCGGGCGCAACAAGGUGGCGACAGUCCGCUGAUGGACGACAUUUUAAAGAUCUUCCCAAACCACUCCUACUUGAAAACCGUUCCUGCUGUUUGGGCGGGCGAUGCUGAAUUUAUUUUGCCUUGGCCAGAAAUCACGUCUGCAUUUAUGUUCGCCAUCGUGGUCCUUGGGAUUAUAUUCGAGGCCGUCGGACUUUGCGCAUUGUUCAUCUGCCAUAGCUACUACUUAUUGGGUGGACACUUAAAAAUGAGUGAAAACCGGCGGCUGAUGCACAAAAGGCUAUUGACAGCGCUGAUUUGGCAGGUCGUCGUUCCAUUUAUAACGAUUGCGGGGCCAUGGGGCGCCGGUGUGAUCAUUGUUUGUGGAAAGAUUGACAUAUCGCAAGAAAUUUGCAACCUACUCUUCUACUUCGACGGUUGCCAUGCGUUACUAUCAUCCGUCCACAUUUUGCUCUUGACUCGCCCAUAUCGGCGAUACAUCUGCGGGAUGGCGAUGCGACCAUUCAGCCGUAGCGUAAGCCCGCAACACAGCGUUGCCUUAGAGCACUUCGAGAAGCCAAUGGCCGCCCUUGUCUAUCAAUUCGGCGCUUUUCUACUUAUGGCGAUGGUGAUUGCGACGGCUGCAUGCUUUUUGUACCGACACCGACAACUACUGGAGCAUGGACACCCGCUCAGGCAACCGGUCUGGCGGAUAGCCAUCGGCGUUGGGAUUCACUAUGUAAUUUAUUGUGGCACCCUUGCCUACAUCAUUCAAAUCGGCCGUGCCGAGAAGGGCGCUGACAGCCUACUGAUGAGCGAGAUUGUGGCCAAAUAUCCGGACUACGCAUUUUUGAGAAGCGUUCCUGGGGUAUGGGUGGCCGAUGGGAGCGCUCCGUUCCCUUUGCUACCGGUUUCACUUCAAACAAUGUUCUGCUUGGUCAUCGUGGGUAUCGGUCUGGUUAUACAUAGUUAUUACCUAUUGGAUGGUCACGUGAAAAUGAGCGAAAGUCGGCGACUGAUGCAUAAGAAGCUGCUCACUGCGCUGGUUUGGCAGGUCGUUGUUCCAUUUAUCACGUUGGCCGCACCUUGGGGAGCAGGAGCGGUGAUCGUAUACCAGCAACUCGAGAUCUCCCAGGAGACGGCGAAUUUGUUGUUCUAUUUUAUGGGAUGCCACGGACUGAUGUCUCCGGUGCAAAUCGUGCUUUUGACACGGCCUUAUCGACUAUACGUGUUCCGCCUCGCGAUGCGCCCCUUUAGCCGCCAAGUUAGCCCCAAGCACAGCAUUGCUAUUGAGAAAUCGAUGAUCUCGCUGGUCUACGUCAACCCUGCGAGGCUACGACGUGGUUCACUAAGGACGCGCCAUGAAUCCCUACCGAAUAAAUAC
Molecule: messenger RNA, 1644 nt
Organism: Mesorhabditis spiculigera
Lineage: Eukaryota; Metazoa; Nematoda; Chromadorea; Rhabditida; Rhabditidae
Source: the annotation of a GenBank genome assembly